Messenger RNA from Ornithorhynchus anatinus (platypus), 3061 nucleotides. It is a transcript of the gene ITK, whose product is annotated as IL2 inducible T cell kinase. Gene Ontology annotation, biological process: peptidyl-tyrosine autophosphorylation; NK T cell differentiation; intracellular signal transduction. The record is from RefSeq and is a predicted model, not a curated record. The transcript is spliced from 17 exons. Bases 113 to 1975 code for a protein of 620 amino acids. Gene Ontology annotation, molecular function: non-membrane spanning protein tyrosine kinase activity; ATP binding; protein binding. Lineage: Eukaryota; Metazoa; Chordata; Mammalia; Monotremata; Ornithorhynchidae.
GCCUGCUCUUAGCAUUCUUUUUCCUGAACUCACUUUGGGUGUUCACAUCCCCAGGUUGUGUCGUGGGGUUAUGUCUAAUUAGAGCAGUUGGCAACCUUUCUUGGACCAGACCAUGAAUAACUAUAUCCUCCUGGAAGAGCAGCUGAUCAAGAAAUCCCAACAAAAAAGAAGGACCUCUCCCUCCAACUUUAAAGUGCGCUUCUUUGUUUUAACCAAAACCAGCCUUGCUUACUUUGAGGAUCGCCAAGGGAAAAAACGAACACUGAAGGGAUCCAUUGAACUUUCCAGAAUCAAAUGUGUUGAAAUUGUGAAAAGUGACAUUAGCAUUCCAUGUCACUAUAAAUACCCCUUCCAGGUUGUUCAUGAUAAUUAUCUCCUCUAUGUCUUUGCUCCUGACCGAGAGAGUCGGCAGAGAUGGGUGCUGGCUCUUAAAAAAGAAACCAGGAACAACAACAGUCUGGUGCCAAAGUAUCACCCCAAUUUCUGGAUGGAUGGGAGGUGGAGAUGCUGCGUCCAGACAGAAAAGCUAGCACCUGGUUGUGCAGAGUAUGAUCCAACCAAGAACGCUUCAAAGAAGCCUCUUCCUCCCACUCCUGAAGAUAACCGGAAACUACUGCCAGAGUCUGAAGAAAACUUAGUCAUUGCUAUGUAUGACUACCUUACCCAGGAUCCCCAGGAACUAAUGCUUCAACGCAAUGAAGAGUACUAUGUGCUUGACAGCUCAGAGAUUCAUUGGUGGAGAGUCCAAGAUAAAAAUGGGCAUGAAGGGUAUGUGCCAAGCAGUUACCUAGUGGAAAAGUCACCAAAUAAUCUGGAAACAUAUGAGUGGUACAAUAAGAACAUCAACCGAAAUAAAGCUGAGAAACUCCUUUUAGAUGAGGGUAAAGAAGGAGCCUUCAUGGUGCGAGAUUCUCGAACUCUAGGGACAUACACGGUCUCGGUUUUCACCAAGGCAUUUGUAAGUGACAGUUGUCCAAGCAUAAAGCACUAUCACAUCAAAGAGACAAAUGACACCCCCAAGCGAUAUUAUGUUGCAGAAAAGUUUGUGUUUGAUUCCAUCCCACAACUCAUCAAAUAUCACCAGCACAAUGGAGGAGGUCUGGUCACACGUUUACGACACCCAGUUUGUUCCUGGAGACAAAAGGCCCCCAUCACAGCUGGGCUGAGAUACGGCAAAUGGAUGAUAAACCCUUCAGAGCUCACUUUUGUGCAAGAGAUUGGCAGUGGACAGUUUGGAUUGGUGCAUCUUGGCUACUGGCUUGAAAAGAAUAAGGUAGCCAUUAAGACUAUUCAAGAAGGGGCAAUGUCAGAAGAGGAAUUCAUAGAAGAGGCGGAAGUCAUGAUGAAGCUCUCUCAUCCCAAAUUGGUUCAACUCUAUGGGGUGUGCCUGGAACAAACUCCCAUCUGUCUAGUAUUUGAGUUCAUGGAACAUGGCUGCUUGUCUGAUUAUCUUCGGAAUCAGCGGGGAAGCUUUACCACAGACACUCUUCUAGGCAUGUGCCAAGAUGUGUGUGAAGGGAUGGCUUAUCUGGAAAAAGCCUUUGUCAUUCACAGAGACCUGGCCGCCCGGAACUGCUUGGUGGGAGAAUCCCAAGUCAUUAAAGUGUCAGAUUUUGGAAUGACAAGGUUUGUCCUUGAUGACCAAUAUACCAGCUCCACUGGCACCAAAUUCCCUGUGAAAUGGGCAUCACCCGAGGUUUUCUCUUUCAAUCGUUACAGCAGCAAGUCUGAUGUCUGGUCAUUUGGAGUGCUGAUGUGGGAGGUCUUCAGUGAGGGCAAGAUACCAUAUGAGAGCCGCAGCAACACAGAGGUGGUUGAAGACAUCAGUGCCGGAUUACGUUUAUACAAACCCAGAUUGGCCUCCCAAGGCAUCUUUAAGAUCAUGAGUCAUUGUUGGAAAGAGAGACCAGAAGACCGGCCAUCCUUCUCCCACCUGCUGUGUCAGCUGAUCGAGAUAGCGGAAUGUGAACUUUAAUUCAGUCAUUGCAAGGCUACGAUUAAUUAUGAACCAGGAAUGGGGAAUGUCGACCUCUCGUUACAAAGCAUUAAAGGCAGCGCCCCCUAGAGGCAGAGGCCAGGGAUCGCUGGACAUUGCAUCCCAACUAGGAGUGGAAUUCUGGCCGAGAGGAGGAGAGUGGCAUGCUGGCGUUGGAGAAUGUGGCAAGGAAGUCGGUCAGAAUGCUCAAUCUGACCCAUCUGAUUUGAGGAUCCUCUAGAGAACCACCGGCUUCCCUCACUUCACCUCUUACGUGGGAGACAGGCCUCAAGACUCCAGGUUUUGAGCUAAAAUCGCCUGGGUUUUCUCUCACCGGGGACUGAGUGAAGGAUGGAACUUUAUUUUAAACACCCACUUUCCCCGCAGGCCAAGGGAAACUUUCAUUUGACUCCACAAUUCAAUACUCUGUGAUGUCCAUGCUUAUCCACACACCAAUUUCUCAGCAGGUCAAGAGUAAGCCCCUUCGGAGGAAAGAGGUUGGCUGCCUGAAUUAGCCAGAUAAAACCUCUCAAAGGAAUUGGUUCUCUGCCACCGUCACCACAAGAAACCAUCAGCUUCCCACUUCCCGUGCUGAUUGGCUCAGAAGCAGGAGGAUGGGUCGUUAAGAGAUGGUAUUGUCCCUACCCAUCAAAGGGGAAUAACAUAAGAGGUGAUGCAAUGUGAGAAAGGGUCCAACGUGCAAGAGAUGUUUGGAAGCAAAACAUGCUUCAUUCCUUUAAAAAUCAAUCCAAAAUAAAACACCACUACUUAUCACUCAGAGCAGGAAGGGGCAGAAGCUGGUCACUUCUUAUAUUCUGUUGCCGAAUUGUACAUUCCAAGCGCUUAGUACAGUGCUCUGCACAUCGUAAGUGCUCAAUAAAUGCUAUUGAAUGAAUGAAUUCUCUUCAGGCCUUUGCCUACUGGUGACCACAUCUCUGUCUCUACUACUUUCCUUUCAAACCCAGUGUUUGGCUAGCCCAUCAAUGUAUAUUUAGUCAUCCUUUGUAUUUGAGGAUAGUAAUAAUGGUGGUAAUUGUUAAGUGCUUACUAGGUGCAAAGCACCGUUCUAAGCGCUGGGGGGGGGGA